AUGGCAACCACGAUUCCUGCGCCCCUCAUUGGCAAAGUCGCCAUUAUCACAGGGGCUUCUCGCGGUAUUGGUGCAGCCAUCGCCAUCGAGCUCGCUCGAAAGGGAGCUGCCGCAAUCGCCAUCACCUACAUGGGCAACCUUCCUGCCGCCGAGAACACUCUAGCCAAAAUCAGAGCAACGAGUCCCCAAACCACCUGCAUCGCUAUCAAAGCCGACUUGUUAUCCCCCACUUUCGGCGAAGACGUUGUCAAAGCUGCCCUUUCCGAUCUCAAGACACCCCACCUCGACAUUGUCAUCAACAACGCCGCGAUAUCCGACAUGAGAUACCAGGAACCCUUCGAGGAGAUGACCUACGAAGGUUUCGAGAGAAUGAUGCGAGGCAACGGCUGGGGGACCAUCCAGCUAAUCCGCGCCGCACUUCCACACAUCCGUCCCGGCGGUCGCAUCAUCAACAUAUCCUCCACAUCCUCCAAGCGACCAAACCUCGACCCAGUGAUGGCAUACGGCAUGUCGAAAGCUGCUCUUGACAGUAUCACGCGCAGCCUAGCGGUCAAGUACGCUGCAGAAAAGAAGAUCACGAUCAACAGCGUUAGCCCUGGCCCCACUGAGACUGAUCUGCUGGCGCAGACGCUCAAGGGGGAUGAGAAGCUCGCUGCGAGCGUGGCGCAGGGCUCGACUGCGGAGAAAAGAACUGGAACGCCGGAAGACGUGGCGGGAAUUGUAGGCUUUCUAGCAAGCGACGAGGCGAGGUGGGUCAAUGGAAAUCACGUGCCAGCUAGUGGAGGCAGGGCAGGCAUUAUGGAUUCAUGA
This is a messenger RNA of Letharia lupina, 810 nucleotides long. RefSeq lists its product as uncharacterized. NCBI's taxonomy places the organism in Eukaryota, Fungi, Ascomycota, Lecanoromycetes, Lecanorales, Parmeliaceae. The coding region runs from base 1 to 810 and encodes 269 amino acids. The transcript has a single exon. The record is from RefSeq and is a predicted model, not a curated record.